GUCAGUCAGUUUGCUUUGAACUCUCGUACGUGAAAGUCGUCUCUGCGCUCGCAGCUCAGAGAAAAAAGCUUUGCCAAAACAAUUUUGAAAGCGCAGGCGUGCAACGGUUUUUUCCUCUUUCUAUACACGAUUUGUUUUUGUUAUCGUUUGAUGAUGUUUUUUUUCUUCUCGUGUAUUAAUGUUGUGGAAAGCAUAUGAAUAUUGUGCAUAUUUUAAAGAGUUGUUUCGCGUUCCAUAUCGAUUUUCUUUUUUUUUUUUUAAAUUUUUUAUUUGUUGUGUGUUUUGUUUAUUUUUUUCCACUCGCAAUUUUAUGAUCUGUGCAAUUUUGCUGAAAAUUACUGAAAAUAUGCAGCAACAUUAAUAACAACAGCCGAGACAACAAAAGUCAACAACAGCAAUUACGAGUGCUUGGCGUACCAGCCCAUUACGACCAGAGGAAGUGCAGCUGCCCGCUUCGGGAUGUCUGGGGCGACGCACAUGGCGCUGCCGGCGCAUGCCGUCGGCGCUGGUUCGACUGGGUCCGCCCUGAACCUGCCCAGCCUGGGCAAGCGCGGACACAAGCGUUCCGUGUCGCUGGAGACGAAUGCGCCGCUGCCGCUGCGCAGCACGCCGAGCCUGAGCAGCAUGGGCCAGACGACGCUGGGCUCGCCGCUGCCGCCGCACGGGGCGCUGCACACGGGCACCCUGAAGUCGCGGCAGGAGCAGCGCCGCCUCAGCCAGAAGUUCAGCAGCCACAGCAACCUGGACGACGAGACGCUGAGCGGGCCGCAGAUGCGCAGCAAGUUCCAGAACAUCCGGCAAAUGUUCGAGCUGAGCCGCAGUGGCGUGGCCAGCGCCGGGGAGCUGGGCGACGGCAAGGCCGCGGAGGAUGCGCUGCAGUCGCUGCCGGCGAUGCUGGGCCAACAGACGCCAACAACGCUGCGCCGCACCACGCCCAUCACAGCCGGAAGUCGUCUGGCCAUUACCGAGCAGCAGUCGCUGCCGCAGUCGCAGUCGCAGUCGCAGUCUCAGCUGGCGGGCGAGGCCAAAGAACAGCCAAACGGUGCCGGCAACUUUCUGCGUCCGAUUGCCUUCAAGCCGAUACCAUUCGAGCCGGACUAUCGCAUUGCCGCCCAACAGCAGCAACAUGAGCAGCAGCAGCAGCAGCAGCAACAGCAACAGCAACAGCAGCAGCAGCAGCAGCAGCAGCAGCAGCAGCAGCAGCAACAACAACAAUUGCAGGGAUCCGCCCAGCAGCAGUCGGUGGCGGGCGAGCGGUACGGCUAUGGCUCGACACCCUCCUUGGCACCGCUGCCCUCAACGGCAGCCACCCAGCACAAGUUCGGAAGCACAACGGAUCUGCGUCAUUUGGCGGCGCGUCGACGCGGCCAUCGAGUGGUGCAGCGCAGCAGCAACGAGGAUGGACUCGGCCUUGGCCUGGGCCUGGGCCUGGGUCUGAGCCUGGGCCUCGAGUGUCUGUCCGGGCUCGAUAGGCCAGAUGGCGGCAGCAGCAAGGGCAACGCCCUGACUGGCGGCAGUGACCUGACGCCCUCGCCGUCGGACUCGGGCAUCUCGGAGCUGGAGGCGGCGCUCAAGGACCGCGACUCGGAGCUGUCGUAUCUGCGACACGCAAUGGAACAGAAUGAGAAAGACAAGGAGGUCUACUGGGAGCACGAGACACAGCGCCUGAAGCUCUUCUACGAGAGCCAGCAGCGCGAGUAUCAUCUGAAGUUCAAGAAAAUGGAGCAGCUCCUCGCCCUGCAGCAGUUCCAGCUGAAGCAGCACAGCCUGCGGCAAUCGGAGCAGCUCCAGAAACUGCAGCAGCAACUGGACCUGACGCGCACCAGCAACAAGUGCCUCAAGAACGCCGAGCAGCAGCUGCAGUGCUCCGCCCAGGAGCUCAACCAGCAGCUGAACGAGGCCCACCAGACGAUAUCGGCGCUGCGCGUCCAGCUGGAGGACAGCGAGUGGAAGGUGUGCGAGCGCAACGGCGAAAUAGCUUUACUCAAGACGCAGCUGAAGGAGGCGCAUCUUGAAAUCAAUAUGAAGGAUCAUACAAUUCUCAGCCUGAGACACAACAACAACAACAACAACAAUAAUAAUAAUAAUAAUAACAACAACAACAACAACUGUCAGACAACCACAUGCCAAAGUCAACCAAAGCAACAGGCGAAGGAAGCGCAACAGCAAAAGGAUCCGGAGCAGGAGCAGGAGCAGCUGCAGCAGCUGCAGCAGCUGAACAAGAUCAUCGCCCUGAAGGAUCAGGUGAUUGGUGCGCUCACCAACGAGCUGGCCAAGCUGCGCAAGGAACUCUCCGACCUGGCCAUUGCGCACGAGUACGGCGAGGAGCCGUGCGGCCGCUACACGCGCCUCAAGCAGCAGCUGGACAACCUGAACGAGAUCUGCCAGAAGACGCACAAGUAUACGAGGCAGGCGGCGGCCGGGCCCAUGCAGCUGGACGCCAUCAUGGAGCGACUGCAGCUGGAUCAGGGCCAGCCGGCGCAGCUGGCGCUCGACACACUGAUCGAGGAGUCGACCACCUAUGCCGAGGACAUUGCCAAGCUGCGGCAGAAGCUCGACGAUUUUCGCAUCAAUCUCGAGCUGGAGAAGCGUCAAUGGUGCGCUGAGAAGGACAAGGUGCUCGGCUACCAGAAGCAGCUGCAGGCCCACUACAUUCACAUGUACCAGAAGCUGCGCUGCCUGGACAAUGCGGCCACAAAUGCAGCAGCACCAUCAGCAGCAGCAGCAGCAGCAGCAACGCCCCCUCCGCCUCCUGGCGAGGUGAGCAACCAGGUCUAA
This is a messenger RNA of Drosophila navojoa, 2778 nucleotides long. RefSeq lists its product as uncharacterized. The record is from RefSeq and is a predicted model, not a curated record. NCBI's taxonomy places the organism in Eukaryota, Metazoa, Arthropoda, Insecta, Diptera, Drosophilidae.